GUCCAAAGCAUAAUGCCCAGCAACUCCUAUCCCUACCUCCACGUGGUACCGACUGGGAUACGAGCAACCAAGGGAAGAUCGGUGUACCGGUGGGAACUUGGUCGUAUGCUGACAGGGAAGGGGGAGCUGCUUUCCUAGGAGGGCAGCUUGUCCGAGCGUCUGUUCCCCAUAUUAGGGGCGGCUAAAACAGCGUCUGAUCCGGAGCGGACCGCUGAAUCAUGACGCGAGACUAGGCAUCCGCAGCCCUAGUAAGGCAGCAUGCCGGAACAUUAAAAUACUACGAACAAUCAAGAAUUGAAUACGGACCGGAACAAUUGGCAACGACCUAGGCGACGAAAUAAGGACGACGAUCAGAAGCUCGGUACAUGGAUGGAUCGCUGAACGCCCCGGGUGGCGACCGGAUUCUGCUGGAUCAGCUAGAACCCCGCCACUUCGACAUCGUUGCGCAGGAGCUUUGCCGGAAAGGAGAGAAGGUACGGAGGAUUUGUGGCCGCAGGACACAAUACUACCAGAGCGGCGGCACAACCAAUGAGCUGGGUACCGGCUUUAUAGUGCUGGCAGGAUGCUGAGUCGUGUGAUCAAGUGGCAGGCGAUCAGCGACAGGUUGUGUUUAUUGAGAAUAAAAGGCCGGUUCUACAACCACAUUAUCCUCAAUGUGCACUGCCCUCACGAAGGAAGACCUGAUGUGGAGAAAGAAGAGUUCUACGCACAGCUGGAAAAACUCUACGAUAGCUGCUCGCGUAGAGACAUCAAGAUCGUCAUGGGGGCAUGAACGCGCAGAUCGGUAGGGAAGAAAUGUACAAGCCGGUGAUCGGCCCGCCCAGCCUGCACACUGUGACGAACGACAACGGCCAGCGGUGCGUAAACUUCGCAGCUUCCCGAGGACUGGCAGUCCGAAGUACCUUCUUUCCCCGUAAGGACAUCCACAAAACCACCUGAAGAUCACCUGACCUACGUACAGCAAAUCAAAUUGACCAUGUUCUCAUCGACGGCCGCUUCUUUUCAGACAUUACAAACCCACGUACCUAUCGCGGUGCGGAUAUUGACUCGGAACACUACCUAGUUGCGGUAUCAUUGCGCUCAAAACUGUCGACCGUAUACCACGCGAGACACCGCCAAACCCCGCGGCUCAACAUUAAGCAGCUCCGAAACUCUUAGGUUGCGGAGAAAUACGCGCAACAGCUUGAAGAGGUGCUACCCACAGUGGAGGGACUGGGCGCAUUGCCUCUCGAAGACGGCUGGUGCAGCAUUCACACAGCUAUCGGGGAGACCGCAACGGCGACACUAGGAGUGGAAGCACCGAGUGGCAGAAACGACUGGUAUGACGGGGAGUGCGAGGCAGCGGCGGCCUAUGAUACAGUCGAUCGAGAACAGCUAUGGCAGAUCAUGCACGACCACGGAUUUCCGGAUAAACUGACUCGAUUGAUCAGAGCCACCAUGGCGCAAGUGAUGUGCUACGUGCGUGUUUCGGAGAUACUCUCGAGUCCCUUUGAAUCGCGCAGAUGGUUGAGACAAGGUGAUGGACUUUCCUGUUUGCUGUUUAACAUCGCCCUUGAGGGUGUGAUCCGGAGGGCGGGCAUCGACACGAGGGGCACAAUUUCCACAAGGUCUGUUCAGCUUCUGGGCUUCGCGGAUGACUUCGACAUCAUAGCACGUAACUUUGCGACGGCGGAGGAAACUUACACCCGACUGAAAGCCGAAAGCUAGACGAAUCGGACUGCGGAUAAAUGCGUCGAAAACAAAAUACAAGCGAGCGAGAGGCUCCAAGGAGAACAACAUCAGCCUCCCAACUCAAGUCUCUGUAGACGGUGAUGAGCUUCAGGUGGUCGAUUUGUUCGUGUAUUUGAGGUCACUGGUGACCGCCGACAAUAACACCAGCAAAGAGAUCCAGAGACGCAUCCAGGCGGGAAAUCGUGCCUACUUUUCACUUCGGAAGACACUUCGAUCGAAUGGAGUGCGACGACGCACGAAGUUGACGCUGUACAAAACCCUGAUAAGACCGGUGGUCCUCGAGAAACUCGAGGGGAUCGAGAAACAACGCUUCUCGCGGAGGACCAUAACGCUCUUGGAGUUUUCGAACGGAAGGUGCUGCGGACUAUCUACGGUGAAGCACAGACGGACGACGGAGAAUGGCGACGGCGCAUAAACCACUAACUGCACGCGCUGCUUGGAGAGAAUCUCAUUGCACACCUGGCGAAAGUCAAUAGGUUGCGGUGGGCCGGUCACGUCGUAAGGAUGCCGGACGACAACCCUGUGAAAUCACUUCUCUUCAGCAACCCUACCGGCACCAGAAAUAGGGGGGCGCAGCGUGCACGAUGGCUCGAGCAGAUCGAUGGAGACUUGCGGGUGAUGAAACGCCUGGGGAGCUGGCUAAACACAGCCCAAAACCGAGCAACAUGGCGACAAAUUCCUGAUACAGCACGAGCCACCACGGCUCUCGUCUGAUUGGUAAGGUAAUUGAGUAUACACUGAAGCAACUCCUUCCACUGAUAACCUCUGGAUAUCCAGAUGUAUCUUUCUCGCCGAUCUCGAUUUAAAUACAUUGGACAACCGAGCGCGAAUUUGCCUACCACGAGAUAGUGAUCCGAGUCGAUGUUUGGCCCUCGAAAGGGCCGCACAUCUAUGAUGUCUGAAAAGUGCCAGCCGUCGAUCAGCAUGUGGUCGAUCUGGGAAGCCUCUCCAUUGGGGUGUUUUCGGGUGUGCCUCCGAAUGUUCAGACGUGCAAAGUGGGUACUACAGAUGGCCAUUCUCCUAGCCGCGGCGAAUUUCCCUUCUUCACAUACUGUCUGCUUAAUGAACUUGCGUGUUAACGGGAAAAAGCCGUUGUUAAAACUAGAAAUUUAGUUCGAAAAAUACAAAAGCCAUUUGUUCUUCACGAGUAAACGCAAUCUGAAUUUCUGUUGAAAGUAAUGCAUCGUUUGUUCCUUUCGUUCUACGGAAACCAAACUGCGUGUGUGACAAUAAAUUAUUACUUUCAACCCAAUCGUCUAAGCGAUACAGAAUCAUUUUUUCAAAUAAUUUUCGAAUACAGGAAAGCAUUGCAAUUGGACGAUAUGAAUUAUGGUUAGAAGCAGGUUUUUCAGGUUUUCGAAUAGCAGUCACCUUCACUUGUCUCCAAAAGCGAGUAAAGGCGCUAUAUCCUUGGUUUUGAAAGCCGAACAUAAGGAGGAAAUACCUAUGUUCCAUCCCAGGAGAUUGGUCAACAAAGAAGUGUACUUUCUUAGCCUUUUCACUCCCAACGAAUAAGGUAUAUUAUUUCUUACAUACGGAUCGGUUGGUACGGAUUGUCCCCGAUCUUAGAUUAUAUUGUAUUAUAUUGCGCUACACAGUAGGCCUGGCCGUUGACAAGAAAAAUGUAUGGAAAUCAUUUUUUUAAAUGAUGGAUAUCAUUUUCCAGGAUCCUUUCAAGUACUGGCUGUGUUAGUGUAGACUAGACUAGACUAGACUAGACUAGCAGUCACCUUCACUUGUCUCCAAUCAAGUGGAAUGGCGUUUAGCUCAAAAAACUUAUUGUAUAAAUCUAACAAAAGUCUCUUGGCAUUGUCUGGUAGAUUCUUUAUCAAAACUAAUUUAAUUUUAUCCAAACCAGGUGCGUUUUUUUUUCUUCAUCUAUAACUUAUUUGACACGGCACAAAUACAAAUUAAUGUUUAACGGCGCCAAUUAUAUCUGGUAGCUAACUUUCUAAAGUAUCUUAAUAACUAAAAGAAUUUUUUUCCUCGCUGCCGACUACAAGCUGAAACAAAAUCUAACUUAAAGCUAGAAUGUUUUGCACUAAAAGCACUGGUUUGUUGUUUGUUGGUUUUCCAUUGCCAUAGGUAAACAGCAUAUUGAAUAUGUUCCGCUGCUGGGCCAAGAUAUUACGGACUGGCAUAUUGGGUUGUCUCCCUCGGGCCCUGAGGGUAUCGUGCGGGUCUGGUUGCUGUUCACUGAUCCGGGGCCUUAACGUGUUCUUGUCGUUUGGUUGGAUGUAGGUGGAAGGGAAUAGGACUGAACUGGGGCAUGAAUGGAUGUCAGGAAAACGUAUAUGAGGGACAUGUAGGGUAGGUCACGGCUCGCCAAGACAUCACGAACAGGAACAGCCGGUUGCCUACCUUCGGCCUGCAGGGAAGCUAUUAAUUUAGACCUGGCGUCACGGUGUACAGGGCAUGACCAAACAACGUGCUCUAUGUCGUGAUAACCUUCACCACAGGCACAGAUACCACUUUCCCCGAGCCCAACACGACGGAGAUGCGCGUCAAAUCUAUAGUGAUUGGACAUAAGCCGGGACAUCACGCGAAUGAAAUCCCGACCUUCAUCCAACCCCUCGAACCACGGGCUCGUCGAUACCUUGGGGAUGAUGGAAUGUAACCACCUUCCCAAUUCCCCUCUGGUCCAAGAAUUUUGCCAACAGAUGAUCGUAUUCUGACGUACGAGUGCGAAAAAUUCAUUACAGGCAAUUGGUCUUUCAUAAAUAUCACCGUUUGUUGCGCCCACCUUAGCCACAGAGUCCGCUUUUUCAUUGUCCGGUAUCGAACAGUGAGAAGGGACCCACACUAAGGUAAUCUGAAAUGAUUUUUCGGAUAAAGCACUCAAAUGUUCCCGUAUUUUUCCCAGGAAAUACGGAGAGUGAUUACAAUUUUUAAUCGAUCGGAGAGCACUGGAACUGAGACUAUCCGUAAAGAUGAAAUAAUGGUCCGUGGGCAUUUUUUCGAUAAUCCCUAGGGUGUACUGAAUUGCAGCUAAUUCUGCGACGUAAACAGAAGCAGGAUUAUCGAGCUUAUGGGAGACGGUUAAAUUGUUAUUGAAAAUACCGAAGCCAGUGGACUCAUCAAGAAGUGAUCCGUCAGUGUAGAACACAUUUUCGCAGUUGAUAUUUCGAUAUUUAUUGGAAAAAAAUUUGGGGGCCUGCUGCACGCGUAAAUGAGCCGGGAUUCCACGAGUUUCUUCUAUCAUGGAUGUAUCGAAAAACACAGUAGAAUCAGAAGUAUUUGAUAAGUUGACACGAUUUGGAAUAUUCGAAGAAGGGUUAAUAUUUUGGGACAUGUGAUUGAAAUAUAAUGUCAUAAAACGGGUUUGAGAGUUAAGUUCGAUUAACCUUUCAAAAUUUUCAAUCACGGGACGGUUCAAGACCUCACAUUUGAUAAGAAUACGAGAAGACAGGCUCCAGAAGCGGUUUUCAAUGGUAGUACUCCAGCUAAGACCUCCAAACUCAUCGUAUGGGUCGACUGCAUGCAACCUAAGGCGAUACGCAAACAACGAUAUUGUAUUCGCUCCAGUUUGAUCAAAUGUGUGUUUGCUGCGGAGCGGAAGCAGAAACACCCGUAUUCAAUAACAGACAAUAUCGUUGUUUGGUAAAGCCUUAUAAGGUCUCCUGGAUAGGCUCCCCACCAUUGUCCGGUUAUUGUACGAAGAAAAUUCACUCUUUGUUGACAUUUUUUCAUCAGAUACCUCACGUGACAACCCCAGGUGCCUUUAGAGUCGAACCAGACACCAAGAUAUUUGUGUACCAAAACCUGAGAAAUCGUUUUACCCAUUAAUUGUGUUUGAAGCUUAGCAGGUUUAUGCUUCCUAGAAAAAACUACUAUCUCAGUCUUCUCCGGAGAGAAUUCGAUACCUAGCUGUAAAGCCCAAGCAGACAAAUUGUCGAAGGUAUCUUGCAAUGGUCCUUGAAAAUCGGCAGCUUUGGCACCUGUAACAGAGAUUACACUGUCGUCUGCAAGUUGUCUUAUCGUGCAUGAAUUUGCCAGACAUUCGUCGAUGUCAUUUACAUAAAAGUUGUAAAGAAGGGGGCUUAAACAUGAGCCCUGAGGAAGACCCAUGUAGCUAAUGCGAAAAGUUGCCAAAUCGCCGUGCGUAAAAUGCAUGUGCAAAAAAAUGUUUAAAAUUGGAGAAAAUCCUUGUCGGUGAAGAUUACCCGGAAGAAUGUCAAUAGAAACGGAAUCAAAAGCCCCCUUAAUGUCCAAGAACGCAGACGCCGUUUGUUCUUUGCAAGCAUACGCCAGCUGAAUAUCUGUUGAAAGCAACGAAGAAAAUCAUUCGUCCCUUUGGCACGGCGGAAGCCAAAUUGAGUAUCUGAUAGUAGACCGUUUGAUUCGACCCAAUGGUCUAAACGACGGAGUACCAUUUUCUCCAUCAAUUUCCGGAUACAGGAUAGCAUUACAAUCGGCCUAUAUGAGUUAUGAUCAGAAGCUGGUUUCCCUGGUUUUUGGAAGGCGAUCACCUUCACUUGCCUCCAAUCCUGCGGUACGAUAUUUUGCUCCAGGAACUUAUUGAACAAGUUCAACAAGCGCCUCUUGGCAUUGCCGGGUAGAUUCUUCAACAAGUUGAAUUUGAUUCUAUCUAACCCAGGCGCGUUAUUGAUACAGGACAGGAGGGCAACUGAAAAUUCUGCCAUCGUGAAGGUGAUUCUAUCGCGUCGUGGCCCGGAGACGCAUCGCGAACAAUGUUUUGCUCAGGAACAGAGUCCGGACAUACUUUCCUGGCAAAAUCAAAUAUCCACCUACUCGAAGACUCCUCGCUUUCGUUGACCGUUACGCGAUUCCGCAUUAUUCGGGCUGUGUUCCAAAGAGUGCUCAUCGAUGUCUCCGUCGACGUCUCGUUCACGAACCGACGCCAAAUUCCGCGUUUUUUUGCUUUAGCCAAGCUUUUAAGCUUGGUAUCAAGCCCCGAAUCCCGUAAAUAGUCGCCAGGUAUACCUCCCUUCUGGAAGACCAAAAACGCGUCGGAUCUUUGCGUGUAGACAUCGGAGCACUCUUGGCCCUACCACGGAGUGGGAGGCCGCUCUUUGAUCGUUACGCCGGGAUAUUUCUUCGUUUGGGCUUGCAACGCGGCGUCGAGAAUCAAGCCCGCGAGGAGGUUGUAUUCUUCAAGUGGUGGAUGAUGUUGAAUCGACUCGACCGCUUUUGAAAUCAUUUCCUCGUAUAACUUCCAAUCGACAUUCCGUGUAGGGUCAUAUGGAAUGUCAAUUGGUCGCAUGCGAGGUAACCCGUUAGUAAUUGAAAUGAGAAUAGGCAAAUGGUCGCUACCGUGAGGAUCGAGGAUUACCUUCCAUGUGCAAUCUAACCGUAGCGACGUCGAACAUAAAGAGAGAUCCAAAGCGCUUGGCCGCCAUGGAGGUUUCGGGACACGUGUCAUUUCACCGUUGUUUAAAAUUGUCAUAUCGAAGUCAUCGCAAAGGUUAUAGAUCAAAGAGGAGCGGUUAUCAUUGUAAGGGGAGCCCCAAGCCACGCCAUGAGAGUUAAAAUCUCCUAAUAUCAAACGCUGCGAGGGGAGAAGUUCUAUUAAAUCAAAGAGCAACCGUUGCCCAACCUGUGCUCUGGGGGAAUAUAUAUUGAGGCAAUACAAAGCUCUUUACCUUGUAUUGUCAUUUGACAUGCGACAACUUCAAUGCCUGAAAUCGAGGGGAGGUUAAUACGAUAAAAAGAAUAGCACUUCUUAAUCCCUAGAAGUACCCCUCCAUAUGGAGUGUCUCGAUCAAGGCGAAUAAUAUUAAAAUCAUGGAAGUUGAAAUCAGUAUUCGAAGUAAGCCAAGUUUCACAAAGGUAAAAUGCAUCGCAUUUGUUUUUAUUUAUCAAAACUUUAAACGAAUCAAUUUUUUGUAAAAUACUUCUACAAUUCCGCUGUAAGACAGAGAUAGAAUCCUUCAUAUACGCAGUUGAAUUAGGCAUCGAAGGAUACAAUCGCUGCAAGGAGGGGCCAUUGGGCAGUCAACUGCUUCAAAAAUGAUCUAACUGUUGGGAGGAAUGCUGCAAGAAAAAUUUUGAUUGGAUAGGUUACAUUGAAAGUUUCAAAAAUCCAGUCCACAAUGUCAGAGAAUUUCACUAGUCCUGAGUUUGUUUCAUCAACUGGAUGUGCAAAAGGAACAACUGGGGUUUUAGAUGUUCCUGACAGUGCAGGGAACUCCGUCUGGGACUUUAAAUUUGCAAGCCCAGGAGGAGAUUGCUUCGGUUUUCCCGCAGCACUGUUUGGUUUGUUUAUACCUUUAAUUCCACUUUGGGAAAUCUUAGGACCUUUUCGGGGGAGCUUAGGAGAGGAAAUAUUUUUCCUCUUUCUAGACUCCCCAGGAUUGGCAUAAGAUGUUCCCGCUGGUGAAUCAUCAGAAUCGGUUUCAUCAGAGGACAACAGAUCAAAGGGGUUUGAUGUUAUGGGAGAGGUGGUAACGGUUUUCUUUAGCAUAUCAGCGUAAGAACGCUUUGAACGCUCUUUAAGAGACCAUUUUAAUUUAUCCCUGCGCUGCAUAUACAGCGCACAUGUCGAGAGCUCAUGCUGAUUUUCCCCACAGUGCAUUUUUCAGCAUUUUUACUGCAGGAAUCAUCCGCAUGAUUUUCCCCACACUUGCCACAACGUGCCUUAUUACAGCAGUAGGCGGCGGUGUGACCAAACUGCUUACAAUUCAGGCAGUUUACGACGCGAGGUACAUAGAGCCGCACAGGGAGUCGAACCCGGUGGAUCGAAACGUGGCUAGGCAAUGCAGACCCGGCGAACGUAACUCGAAACGAGUCUGACGGAGUGUACACUUUUGUGCCGCCGACGAGAGAUGCAGACCGCAAUUGCUUGAAGUCCAAAAUCUUUAUUUUUACAUCGGUGCACAAUGAAUUUUUGAAGCAACCGAAGCCACUUUGUAAAAUACACUCGACCGACAGACUCGAAUCGGUUAGGACACCGUCGAUCUCCACGUCUCGUGCGGGUAUAUACACGCGAUACUCGCGUGUAAAGAGCUCAGAGCAAGCUAUAGCGUUGGCCUGUUCAGGUUACUGACACGACACGGAGCUUGUUAGGUCUGACCUUGGAUAUUUCGGUCACGGCCUUGUACCCGUUCGUCAGUUCUUUGGAACUCUGCAGUAUAUUUAACGGCUUUGAUUUCGCUCCUGCCUUUGGCCGAAAGAAAACAGUAUAGCUGCUCUGAGAUCUGUCCGGGUAGAGCCUGGGGCGAGGGGUCGUUGCAUCAGCAACCGAGGGGGAUUGAGUGGGAUGGACAUGAUCGGGAGGGUUCGAAGAAGGGAGACCAGAGGUUGAGGGAUCUACAUCCAUUGCGCUAAGCUAGUGCGCUAGCUUUAUAGACAAGAAUCACGUACCUUCUUUUUUUUCCUUUCUCUCCUUUUCUUUUGUGUUGAAAUUCUCUUCCAUUGCCGGAGCACAAAUCACUCAACAGCCAAAUCGGCUUACACACCAGUAGGCAGCUACGCUGCGAGACAGUUGCACAAAGGCGGGCGACCUUGAACGCGGAUUAAGAGACUCGACCAGGCAAACAAUGCCAGCACUUGCUUACACGUGUUUUGUAUUAUAUUCUAUCGGAGCGAUCACCAAACACGUCCGAUACUGAUGCGUUUUCGGCACAGAAUGAAACCAGGUGCAUUAUUAUUGCAUGAAAAAAGGGCAAUAGAUAGUUCGGUAUUUGAAAAGGUAAUGAAAAAGGAACAAUAUUUUGUGUGGGAACAGUGUCUGGACAUACUUUUUUGCAAAAUUCAAUAUCCAUUGGUUCGAAUAUUCUUCACUUUCAUUAAUUACAAUUUGAUUUCUCAUUCUCCUAGCCGUAUUCCAAAGAGAACUCAUAGAUGUUUCUUUUGAAAGCUCAUUAGCGAAUCGUCGCCUAUAACCACACUUCUAGCAUCGCGUAUCAUACAAAGUCUUUAAUUUUUCCUUUCCUCCGAAAAACUUUGAAGGCAUUAGAUUUUUCCAAGUAAAUUUUUGAGCACUCUUUGUCCCACCAAAGAGUAGGAGGUCGUCUUCUAGUUGAAACACCAGGGUAAUUUUUCAUUGGGCUAAUAUUGCGGAAUUCAAAAUUAAGCCGGCAAAUAAAUCAUAUUUUCCAAGUAGUGGAAGCUGUUGUAAGGACUCUAAAAGCUUCUGGAUUUAUUUCUCUAUAAACUUCCCAAUUAAUAUUUAAUGUAAGGUCAUACGGAACGUCGAUUGGUCGAGUACUGUUUGUCCCACUGCUAAUUGAAAUCAAAAUUGGUAAAUGAUCACUACCAUGAGGAUCCAGGAUGACUUUCCACGUGCAAUCUAACCGUAAUGAUGUUGAGCAUAAUCAUAAAUCCAAAGCGCUUGGACGAACCGGAGGCCUAGGAUUACGUGUCAUAUCUCCAUUGUUUAAAACAGUCAUAUUAAAAUUAUCACAAGGAUUAUAAAUCAAGGUGGAGCGGUUAUCAUUGUAAGAUGAACCCCAAGCUACACCAUGAGAGUUAAAAUCUCCCAAUAUUAAACAGGGUGCGGGUAGAAGCUCGACAAUCUCAGAGAGCAUUCGUGAUCUAAUUAGUGCUCUAGGAGGGAUAUAUACAGAAGCAAUUUAACAAGCCACAGGUUUAAUGCCUUGAAUUGAAGGUAAAUUAAUUCUAUACAAAGAAUAACUUUUUUUAAUUCCCAAAAGUACACCUCCAUAAGGAAUAUCUCGAUCUAAACGUAUGAUAUUGUAAAGGUUAAAGUUGAGAUCAAUAUGAGAAGUAAGCCAUGUUUUACAAAUAGAAAAUGCAUCGCAAUUUAUAUUAUUAAUCAUAAUUUCGAAUAAAUCGAGUUUCGGAAUGAUACUUCUACAAUUCCAUUGUAGCACAGAAAUAAAAUCGUUAGUUGCUGACGAUGUGUUAGUCUUCGAAUGAUAUUAACAUUGAAAUGAGGGACCAUUGAGAUGUAAGCUGCUUUAAAAAUGUUUUAAUAACUGGAAGUAAUCAAGUAACAAAUUUAUUCAAAGGUUCCGGUAUGUUCAAUGAUUCAAAAAUCUAGUUUAUAACAGUAGAAAAUUUCAAAAAUCCUGAUUUUGUUUAGUCAUCUGAAAGUAUGGAUGUAUUGACUGAAACUUUGGAUGACAGUCCUGGGAAGUCCUUUGUUGAUUUUAAGUUCAAUGUUCCAAGAGUUUGGUUUGAAUUUUCAAUAGUAUGAUUAAAUUUAGGAAUGUUAGCUAUAUUAUUUAGUGAUAUUUUAGGACCUUUAUUGGGAAGUUUAUGAGAAGAAAGACUUUUUCUUUCUAUCCACCAGAAUUUGAAAAAGAUGGACCAGCAACAGGAAUGUCACAUUCAGUCUUUUUUUUUUUUUUUUUAUUCUCGCUUAUUUUCCGUCGGUCUAGUUCCGCCACUGUUGUGGCCAAUCACCGACGCCCAGGUAGGCGACUCCACACCCAGGACCCUAACUCACGACCCGUUUAUUAACGGACCGGCGCCAACGGCUUUACUUCCUCAUGCGAUGGAAGGCGUGAUCCCAGAGAUUUUUCGCCUCAGAAAAUCUCCCGGUUUCGGCUAGGAUUGAAUCUAGACCAGUUUGGGUUGGUUGUGAGUGGAUCACGCCACCUCACAACCAUCGACACCUAUGUCGGCGGUGGGAUUCGAACCCAGGCGUCGAGCGUGGUUGGCGGAGACGUUACCAACCACACAAGGCCCCCGCUCGUUCAUUUUACUUGUCAGGGGUAAUAUAAUGCAAGAGUAAUUUGGUCUUAUCAGAGGAUAUUAGAUCAUAUAUGUUCGAUAAGAUAAAGCAUGCUGUAGUUUUCUUAAGAAGAUCAGAAGAAUAACGUUUAGAGCGAUCUUUAAGAGAUUGCUUUAUUUUAUUUUUGUGUUGUACGCAUAAAGAACAUUCUGAAAGUUCAUGUUGAAUUUCACCACAGUAAUAACAUUUAUCAUUAACUUGAUUGCAAGUAUCAUCAAGAUGAUUUCCCCCACAUUUGCCGCAUCAGCUUUUAUUACAACAGUAGCAAGAUGUAUGGCCUAAAUGUUUGCAAUUCACGCAGUUCAUGUCCGGCGGAAUAAAUAAACGAACAGGUAUGAGAACAUUGUGAAUUGAGAUCUGAGAAGGUAAAGCUGAUCCCGCAAAAGUAACUCGGAAAGAAUCAGAAGGAGAAUAAAUUUUCUUCCCUUCUACAUCUGAAACAUAUUUCAGUUGCUUACAGUCAAGUCAUUUUAACCGAUGGAAUUUCAGUACUUUCAAAAUAUCCAAGACUGUUUUUUAAAAGACAGUCCAUGGAUAAACUGCAAUCGGUUACAACACCGUCAAUUUCUACAUCUCGUGCUGGAACAUAAACACGAUAUUCACGAGUAAAAAAUUCAGGAGGAGCAAUUUUGUUAGCCUGAAUAAGGUUAUUAACCACAACUCUUAGUUUGUUGGGCCUGACCUUAGAAAUUUCAGCAAUGGACUUAAAAUGCGAAUGUCCCAUUUUAGGUUGGAAAUAAACAAUAAAUCAACCACAUGAUCCAUCUGAUAGUGGAUAGAGGCCGACGAUAGAACCGGAUAGAGGCCGACGACUUCGAGGCAGACCGCGCACGCGUUGGAUGUGUGCUGUCGACGAGGAUGCCAGAGCAGCGGGUUUAAGGGGAGACUGGAGAGUAGCAGCCCAAAACAGAGUUUUGUGGAGACGUAUUCUGGAUUCGGCAUAGGAUCUUAAUGAUCUGUCGCCAUAAAAGUAAACUGAACAUUUGAGAAGUCAUUUUUGGGUACAUCGGUUUAAACAGCUUGGCUCAUACGCGCUAGGAAACACUGAAUAUGACAGAAUAUGUAAACACCUCAAACUGAACUUACAUGAAUGUGUAAACCUCAAACUCAACUCUAACACGGAAACUUACUCCAAUCAGGGCAGCAUCAGGAUCAAUGGACAAAAAAUCUGAAAACCACUCAAGAUUCAUCGCUCAUAGCAAAGAAUCCGUCACUAGAUCCAGGCCACAGUUAAUAAAACAUGCUGAAAAUUUAAAAGUUUUUGAUAGAACAGAAAUAAUUCCAAAAUGUUCUUAAUAUCGUUCGUCAUUUGUUCCUUACAUAAAACACAAAUAUCAGCCAGAUAUCACGAGAAAGGAACGUAAAAAUAUAUUAUCUAAACCACUUUCGAGUAAAAAAGCCGAAAAUGCUGAUGUUAUGUUAGUGCCCAAUGUAUUCACUAUUAUGGAGUUUCCAGUUACGAAGCGACAAUCUGCACCAAAAAUAUCAAACAUUGAUUUUGGAGGUAAUUUUAGCAGGACGCCAUCGGAAUACCGGCAAUGUUACAGAAAAUAUGACACUUUCAUGAAAAGUGGCCCUAUCAAAAACAUUGAUAAUCUGUGCUUAAGUGGAAAACUUGACUUCAACCCUGAAUAUAAGCAUCGUUUUCAAAAACCUCUAUCUAAUAUGCUAUACAGAUCAUCAUAUACAAAAAGGGAAGACAGUCUUCAUUUAGAAGGCGAUUUUUUUUGCCGAACACCAGAAUAUUUCAGUAGCUAUCAAAACCCUCAUAUAACACAUCGGCCGGAAUAUGCCAAACCAAUAAAUACAAUACUGCAUCUCGAAGGAAACUUGAACUACGAGCCGUUAUACAGGAGCUGCUAUAUCAAUUAUCCUGUGAGGCGGCCAGUAUUGACGAAACCGGAAUCGAACAUCAGAUUGGAAACUUUAAAUUGUUUUAUAAAUAAAAAAAUGGAUCAAGAAAACAAUAGUCGAAAACAACGUUCUAGAAUACCCAUAAGAUAUCAUCACAAUACUGAGCAAGAACUAAAUACAUUUACAUCCCAACCUGAAUAUCGAAAAGCAAAACGUGAACUGCUUAUAAAACCUCGAGCACCGUCUUCUUUGCAAAAAAGCACGUUAGCGCAACAAAUUCUUAACGAACAACACAAAAUAGGAAUGUUGCAAGAUGGAUGUAAUGUUUCGAACAAAGUGAUAAACGAGGAUUACUUUGAGGCUAGUCAACGAACAUUAUUUAAUCCUAAAAACCACACAUUCAAGUUAAAGGUAGAUAACGUCGACAUAGGGAAAAAUAACACAACCGUCAACGAUAGCGAAUAUCAUAUAAAAACUUCAAAGGCAUCAAUCCAGAAACAACAUGAUACUAUUCAGUUAUACAAACAUAGCAAACAAAGUUCAAUGCGAAAUCAGAGCCAAAUUGUUGAAGCUAAUAUCAACUAUACAAGCAAGAACUUCAACAAGAUUUGCAAUGACGGUUCUGAUGGAAAGCUUCCAACAACGCAUUCAUUUGUAGUUAUAAAUGCCCCUAUAAAACAGAAAAACAAACACUGGCUAGGACCUGCCACUAUUUACGACUCCCAAGUUUAUUGAAUUAUAUAAGCAGAAUUGAACGAAAAUAUCAAAUCAUAAUUGUCGUGUAUCUAGUACCACCGAAAUAUUAAUGGAAAACAACUGAACGCUAACAAUAGAUUGGCAAUUGCAUAUA
Wyeomyia smithii (pitcher-plant mosquito) is the source of this 14096-nucleotide messenger RNA. RefSeq lists its product as uncharacterized. NCBI's taxonomy places the organism in Eukaryota, Metazoa, Arthropoda, Insecta, Diptera, Culicidae. The coding region runs from base 12809 to 13981 and encodes 390 amino acids. The transcript has 5 exons. The record is from RefSeq and is a predicted model, not a curated record.